This is a messenger RNA of Monopterus albus (swamp eel), 1319 nucleotides long. It is a transcript of the gene cunh11orf58, whose product is annotated as chromosome unknown C11orf58 homolog. Lineage: Eukaryota; Metazoa; Chordata; Actinopteri; Synbranchiformes; Synbranchidae. The record is from RefSeq and is a predicted model, not a curated record. The transcript has 6 exons. Bases 212 to 748 code for a protein of 178 amino acids.
UGAGCGGCAGCAGAGGGUUAAUGUAAGCUACUGCAAUACAAGUGAAGAAGAAGACGGAACUGGAAGUGACGUAACGAGGGAUUGUUGACAACAGAGGGUAGCAUGUGCUAGUUAGCAUGAUAAUUUAUUGACUUUAUACUAAAGCGUUCGUUAGUGAUGAGUUCUCCAGAGGACAGACACGGGAUAAAACGACCCGCAUCUCCAGAUCAAAAUGAAUGAUCCACUGAUCCUAGAUUGUCAUCAGAGUCAAAAGGGACAUCUAGCCCUGUUGGAUGGGUCUACUCAGUGGGCAUCAGCUGACCUGGGAAGUGAUGAGAGGAAACAAAAGUUUUUACGAUUGAUGGGUGCUGGCAAGAAAGAACACACUGGACGUCUUGUCAUUGGAGACCACAAGUCGACAUCCCACUUCCGCAGUGGGCAGGAAGAUGAGAAGAUCAAUGAGCAGCUGGAGAUACAGUACCACCAGAGCAUGGACGGGAAGCUGUCAGGCCGGAACCGGAGACACUGUGGCCUGGGCUUCAAUGAGCCUGAGCCACAGCCAGAGUUUCCCUCCCUAGCAGUGGACAGUCAAACCAAAGCAACUGAGCCAGAGAAGUCCACCAGUGAAAAAGAGCCCACAGAAGACCAGGACAAAGGCUGCGAUCCCAGCCCAAAGCAACAGACCUCAGACCAGGCCAAGCCCAGCUCAGUCAGUGGGAAUGAAGAAGGGAAACACGGCUACAAAAUGGCCUUUGUGAAGUCAGCGUAGGCCCGGGGGGUGUUUAGUUAUUUUAUCUCUGAUUUGUACAUUUUAACAUUUACUGCAGGUGAUCAGCUAUUAGUUUUGCCCUUUUUACAGUGUAGAGAUUGAUUCUCUACACAAGCGUUAACUAAUGGGCAGAAAGGAGGAUCACACUCCAUGACAAGAAAUCGCGUUUACAAAGCUCUGACUGACACUGAUGAAGUCUGGAUGGAUAUAGACAUUGUCAAUUGUAAAUAAAGUGAGCUCUUGUCACUCAGUAUGAUUCUUUGUGAUCAUAAGGAUAAUACAAUACUCCUUUAUAGCGGAGGAAAGCUCCACGUGCACAUCUCUGUACACAAGCACUCAUCUUUAGGUGUGCAUGUUAAUGAAUUAAGCCUGCGAGUUAAAAUGUCAGCGUUUUGAUUUGAGCGGUGUCGCAUCAUGUUACAGUAGCAAAUGUUUUUAUUUUGAAUUUUUUAACAGUCGCUGCAUUUGACACAGAUUGUGUUGGAUAAAGCCAUUCAGCAUGAUUGGUAUACAUGUUGUGAAAUGUACAAUUUUUUGUUUGAAAACCAAUAAAAGGAGGUCUUAUUUGUCA